Molecule: messenger RNA, 510 nt
Organism: Penicillium macrosclerotiorum
Lineage: Eukaryota; Fungi; Ascomycota; Eurotiomycetes; Eurotiales; Aspergillaceae
Product: actin-related protein 2/3 complex subunit 4 family protein
Exons: 8
Coding region: 1-510 (169 amino acids)
Biological process (GO): Arp2/3 complex-mediated actin nucleation; actin filament polymerization
Cellular component (GO): actin cytoskeleton; Arp2/3 protein complex
Molecular function (GO): actin filament binding
Source: RefSeq, a predicted model, not a curated record
AUGUCUAACUCACUCCGCCCAUAUCUACAAUGUGUUCGCUCCUCCCUGACAGCCGCUUUGGCUAUUUCCAACUUUGCUUCUCAGACCUCUGAGCGACAUAACGUUCCAGAGAUUGAGGCCCGCAGCUCACCUGAGCUACUCCUCAACCCACUUGUCAUCUCAAGAAACGACUCGGAGCGAGUGCUGAUCGAGGCAAGUGUUAAUAGUGUUCGGGUCUCCUUGAGUAUCAAAAAGGUGGAUGAGAUUGAGAAUAUUCUUGUCGCCAAAUUCACACGAUUCUUGGAACAAAGAGCUGAGUCCUUCUUCAUCCUUCGUCGCAAGCCCGUUAAGGGAUACGACAUUUCUUUCCUCAUCACCAAUUUCCACACUGAAUCGAUGCUCAAGCACAAGCUCGUUGAUUUCAUUAUUCAAUUUAUGGAAGAGGUUGAUAAGGAAGUGUCAGAGAUGAAGUUAUUUUUGAAUGCACGAGCUCGCUUUGUCGCAGAAUCGUUUUUGACACCGUUCGAUUAA